Molecule: messenger RNA, 1179 nt
Organism: Dinoponera quadriceps
Lineage: Eukaryota; Metazoa; Arthropoda; Insecta; Hymenoptera; Formicidae
Product: protein spaetzle-like
Exons: 6
Coding region: 185-1003 (272 amino acids)
Biological process (GO): innate immune response; central nervous system formation; regulation of Toll signaling pathway
Cellular component (GO): extracellular region
Molecular function (GO): growth factor activity; Toll binding
Source: RefSeq, a predicted model, not a curated record
AUACGAACAGUCGGCUUAAGGCUCUUAAGCUUAGCAGCAACCGUAUCGAUUCCUUGUAGGGUUUUGUUCGUUUCCUCAUUUCGUUCCCUUACUCAACCCAUUUGUGUAGUUCACUUCGUUCGCCUUUCUCUACACCGUGUGUUACUUCGUGUGUGAAUGACAGGAAGAAGAAACAACUGUGACAAUGGCAUUAUCUAUGGCAGUCUUGAUGGAAAUCUUCGUCCUUUUACCGGCUAUUUUAGAAGCAGGACAUAAUCUCGAGCGCUAUCCACCCAAAUGGUUCCAUUAUGAUUCUGUCAAUGGUAAACGUCUAAAAAGUCCCAGAGCAACCAUCAUGGAAUCAUAUUACGAUCCUAGCAAUGUGGAAAACGAAAAAGUGAUGUCGCCUUUUCGACAGCGAGCUGCGGGCGAAAGUCGUAAGCGCGAAGAAUCCGCGGAAAGCAAUAUUAUAUUUCCGGACUCAAGUAUCUUCCAAGCGCGUAACAAUGCAGAAGCCUUGAUACCGAUUUGUAACGGGAAAAAUUUCUGUGAAAACGUGCCGAAUUAUCCUACGGACCUGGUAAACCAUAUACUCAGCAGCAAUCCCAGCCUGAUGAAUUUAGCAACCGAAGACGCCGUGGAGAUUAUCUCGCAUCGGAUAGACUCGGGCGACAGCGAGCUUUGUAAUUUUUCGGUAGGAUUGAUAAAUCCGAGAUCGGCGAAAAACAUCAAUGACGAUUGGUUGUUUAUCGUACAAUCACCGGAGUCGAAUUUCACUCAAGCUAUACGGGUCGAAAUUUGCGAAGACGAGAAACCUUGCCUAAAAGUCAACGGUUUCGCCUUGGGAUUUCAGACAAAGUGCCGGCAGAAAUAUAUUUAUCGUCAAUUGACGGCCCUCUCCCACGAAAGCAACCUCAUACGCGACUUGUUCCCGAUCCCCGCGAGUUGUUGCUGCCACGCCAUUGAGGACCCAACGUAUCAAUCCAGGAGAGUCAGGACUAUCGGUGAAAAAAACAGAGCGUAAUUCUCGAAUUACACUCGAAAAACAUACGGGGAUAUCUAAGAGAUUUAAGAAAAAAAUAUUUAGAAUUUAAACAUCAAGUUCCAUUCCCAAUAAUGAGAAUAAUUCUUUGGCCACGGAGUUUUUCGCGACGCAAGGUCAAACAAGUAUACGCCGCAAGUAUACGCCGUUCGUACUAA